This is a messenger RNA of Aspergillus aculeatus ATCC 16872, 963 nucleotides long. Its product is annotated as mitochondrial 37S ribosomal protein uS9m. Gene Ontology annotation, cellular component: mitochondrial small ribosomal subunit; ribosome. Bases 1 to 963 code for a protein of 320 amino acids. Gene Ontology annotation, biological process: translation. The record is from RefSeq and is a predicted model, not a curated record. Lineage: Eukaryota; Fungi; Ascomycota; Eurotiomycetes; Eurotiales; Aspergillaceae. The transcript has 2 exons. Gene Ontology annotation, molecular function: RNA binding; structural constituent of ribosome.
AUGGCCUGGCAGAAUCCCAAUGGUCUUGUGCAGGCUAUGCACUCCAUCCGUCAAGCAGCUCCUCUCCGGCCUGUUCUCCAGCGCUCCGUGAUCUCCAGAUCGCCCAUAUGGUCGACCUCGACGACGACCAGCCUCCCCAAGAGCCUCAAUGGCAAGCGAACAUACGCGACUGAAGAAAUUCCCACUUCAUUCACGGCCGCUCCUCCUCUUGACUUCAAUGAUCCCAAAUUCAGACCUGCUCGUCUUGUGCCCGCGUCUCCGUCCUACUUCUCCGGUAACCCUAAGUUCAUCGACCAUUUGUUGAAUCUGGAAGACAUUCUCGCCGCAAAUGCCAAUCUGCCAACCGUGGAGAACAGCCAGGCGCCUCGGAUGGCGUGGCUUAAACUACCGCAGUUUCGUGAUUUUGUCGGGGAGCAAGUGCCGACCAAGAAGUACAAGGGCCUUCUCAAAAUUCUGCAGCGUCUUAACCGAAUCGAUCCCAAGCUCAUGCCGGAAGACGUUGGGCGGACGAUAAAGCAGUUUGUUCGUCCGGGUAACCCGUACGCUAACAAACCUGCGCCGGCAACGGUGGAUGAAAUGGGUCGUGCUCGCGGCCGGGGCAAGCGCAAGUCUUCCUCGGCAGUGGCUUUCCUGGUUGAGGGUGAUGGCGAGGUGAGGGUGAAUGGAAAGACAUUGGUCGAGGCCUUCCCUCGAGUACAUGAUCGCGAGAGUGCUACCUGGGCCCUCCGAAGUACGUCGCGGCUGGACAAGUAUAAUGUGUGGGCUCAAGUCCAGGGCGGAGGAACUACUGGGCAGGCAGAAGCCAUCACGCUGGCUGUUGCACGAGCGCUACUGGUUCACGAGCCCGCUCUGAAGCCUGCGCUCCGCAAGGCCGGUGUCAUCACGGUCGACGCCCGUCGCGUGGAGAGAAAGAAGCCCGGUCACGUCAAGGCGCGCAAGAUGCCUACUUGGGUCAAGAGAUGA